Benincasa hispida (wax gourd) is the source of this 2064-nucleotide messenger RNA. RefSeq lists its product as uncharacterized. The record is from RefSeq and is a predicted model, not a curated record. NCBI's taxonomy places the organism in Eukaryota, Viridiplantae, Streptophyta, Magnoliopsida, Cucurbitales, Cucurbitaceae.
UAUUUCUACCUUUGAAUUUGCAAAAGUACUCGGUUGUUCUUCCGCGAGACUGGAAGCCGCCAUUGUUCAUUUCCAGCUCAGCUCUCUUCAUCUUCUUCGUUUCAAUUCCAACACUUUCUCGUUUCCUUUCCCAUUUCACUUCCCUUCCACCGCCAGAUCCGCCUGCUAUAGAUUAUUACCUUUUCAAUGUCCUGGAAAAGUAGUUUUUCAGUGCUAUUCGAAAUGCACUGAGUGUUCAGUAGCCGAAGUCGUUUGACGAUUUCUAUUUCGCGGUCUGCCUCCAGUUAAUUCAUUUGGUGGCAGACUAGGGUUUCUGUCAAUCUUCUCAUUGUUAUUGAGAUCAGGCUUCUGGAGCAGCAACAGGAUGGGGGAAGUGGUUCCUAUCUACUAUAGUAUUAUUGCGUUUUUUUGCACCGUUGGAGCCAUUGCUCUGGCGAUCUUUCAUAUUUACCGGCAUCUUUUGAACUAUACGGAACCUACUUAUCAGAGAUACAUCGUGCGGAUCAUCUUUAUGGUCCCGGUUUAUGCGCUGAUGUCCUUCUUGUCUCUUGUUUUCCCUUCGAGUUCCAUCUAUUUUAAUUCCAUUCGAGAAGUCUAUGAAGCUUGGGUCAUUUACAAUUUUUUGUCAUUGUGUCUGGCAUGGGUUGGUGGCCCUGGAGCUGUUGUAAUAAGUUUAAGUGGUCGUGUAUUGAAGCCAUCGUGUUUCUUGAUGACAUGUUGCCUUCCUCCAUUACCACUAGAUGGGCGUUUUAUACGGAGGUGCAAGCAAGGCUGUUUGCAAUUUGUGAUUCUGAAGCCUAUAUUAGUUGCUGUAACACUUAUUUUAUAUGCAAAGGGCAAUUAUGAAGAUGGAAAUUUCAGUCCAAAACAGUCAUACCUUUAUCUCACCAUUAUCUAUACCAUCUCCUACACAAUGGCUCUUUAUGCUUUGGCAUUGUUUUAUGUGGCAUGCAAAGAUUUACUUCAACCAUUUAACCCGGUCCCAAAGUUCAUCAUCAUUAAAUCUGUUGUCUUCUUGACUUACUGGCAGGGUGUCCUUGUGUUUCUUGCCGCAAAAACUCAAUUCAUCAAGAGUGCAGAGGAAGCUGCUCAGUUUCAAGAUUUCAUUAUAUGCAUUGAGAUGCUUAUAGCUGCUUUGGGUCAUCUAUAUGCAUUCCCAUACAAGGAAUAUGCAGGAGCUAACAUUGGUGGUUCGCGUGGUCUCACGGGAAGUCUUGCACACGCUGUAAAAUUGAAUGACUUUUACCACGACACGGUCCACCAGUUUGCACCAACUUAUCAUGAUUAUGUUCUUUAUAAUCAUAGCGAUGGCGAUGAAGGAACGAGGAAGUAUCGAUCACGCACCUUUGUGCCUACAGGUCCCGAGAUGGACACCGUUAGAAGAAACAAACACAUGUUUGGAAACAAGCUAGAUGACAUUCAGCUUUCCACGAUCUCGUCUUCAAGUUCAAGUACUCCAAAGAAUUCAGAAAUCCUCGAACCAGUACAUUCUGAUGUAAUGAAAUCUUCUCUUCUUAUGGAUACCUCAAACUCUUUAUCCACACCAUACGACAUGUCGCUUAUUGACUUGGAUAUUUCGAGUUACCCCUCGAAAGUUGCUGCAGCAGAUGAAACAGGUACGAGGUGACGAGAAUAGUUGACAGGUAGGAGAGAAAAGAGAAGGAAAAACGAUGUUGCGAGAAGAGAAUACGCAAAGAAAGAGAGGUACAAAUAGAGAUUUUAGGGUGUGUGACCUUUCAUUUCUCUCACGUGCACAUUUGGUAUUGCGGCAUAACAAAAAAAUUGUGUACAAUGGCGUGUUUCUCCCUUUCCCAAGUCCUUGGUGCUGUAUAUACAUGAUUCUGAUUUGUUAUCAAUUAGGAUUUGAGACACAAGCAUGCAUAUAAAUUCAUUUAAAUUAUUAUACUCUAACUGCUACAUUUUUAGGAAAUCGAUCAUAACUCAAUUGACAUAUGAGUGUGUUAAUAACCACGUGGUCUAUGGUUUGAAUUCCCUUACCCUCAAUUGUAUUAAAAAAAAGAACCGACUGGAAUUGUGUGUAUGCUCAUGUGUUUUUUCCUCUUC